ACAAAGAAGUGUCCUUUACUAAGUUAGCAUUUCACAGUGAGAACAGAACCCGAUCCAAACAGUGGGAGGGACGGCUUUCCAACAGUCACGUUUUAGUGAAGGAGAAACUGGAGGUUUAGGGGACUGAAGUUUGCCUGUGUGAAGAGCUAGACUGAAUUCAGGGCUGGAGGAGGCGCCGUAUCCCUGCUCGUCCUCGGAGCACUUUAUUUUCCAUGACCACAGAUUCUUAAAACCAAUCGUUCAGCCAGCGUUUAUCUCUGUAACUUGAGAUUGACUGACUCCAGCUUUGAGGGUUCCUGUGGCGAUUGGCUAAAAGACGCUUCACCCUCUCCUCGUGUCUGGCUUGCAGGGGGCCAUGAUUUGUUUGACUGACAGGUGGUCUUGGUUUAGAGACAAGUCAUCAAGAUCCCCUGGUGGACAAGUGGCUUCAUGACCCCAACCUGCUCCAUUUCAGCUAAGCUUUUCACAGCUGAGCCAACUGUUAUGUGUGUGUGUGUUUGGGGGGGGUGGGGGGUGGAUGAGUUAUGUAUGUGCGAGGUUGGUGGCUAUUUUGACGGGUGUCUCUCUCGGUAUCUGAGAUUCUACUGAAGAGUAAAGGAAGUUGCUCAUUUGGCAGAAGGUCGUUGUGCCCGUUGAGGUGAUGGAGGAGAGCGGCAGGGAUGGACGGAAUGGUGUUGACCUUUUCGAGAUGUAUCCCCCCACCGCGCCCCGAGGGCCUACGGGAUCAUCUCAGCCAUCUCCAGCUUUACUCACCCUCCGCAAAAGAGCCGCCAAGGAGAUGACAGAUAUCUGUACAAGGACGAAGUUCAGGAUCACGCAGUGCGAUGUGUGCUCAAGGGGGGGUUUGAAGCACUUCAUACGCAGCCAGAUCAGUUUUGGACGCCUGCGAUGCAUCCUCUUGGUCUGUGUAAUAAUAAUGAUGAGGAGGAUCUGUACGAGUACGGCUGGGUGGGGGUGGUGAAGCUGGAGCAGCCGGAGCUCGACCCCAGCUGUCUCACAGUGCUGGGAAAGGCGAAGCGGGCCGUGCAGAGAGGAGCUACAGCAGUGAUCUUUGAUGUGUCAGAAAAUCCAGACGCCAUUGAUCAAUUGAAUCAGCUCUCUGAGGACCCCCUGAAGAGGCCGGUGGUCUACGUUAAGGGAGCUGACGCUGUUAAGUUGAUGAAUAUAGUUAAUAAGCAGAAAGUCGCCCGAGCCAGAAUUCAGCACCGUCCUCCGCGGCCGACAGAGUAUUUUGAUAUGGGGAUCUUCCUGGCGUUCUUCGUCCUGGUGUCUCUGGUGUGUCUCGUCCUCCUCAUCAAGAUCAAACUGAAGCAGAGGCGCAGUCAGAGCUCCAUGAACAGGAUGGCCAUCCAAGCUUUGGAGAAAAUGGAGACACGCAAGUUCAAGGCUAAGGUCAAAGGUCAGCGUGAGAGCAGUUGCGGUGCGUCAGAUUCACUCAGCAGCAGCUCCACGUCUGACUGCGCUAUCUGCCUCGAGAAAUACAUGGACGGAGAGGAGUUGAGAGUGAUCCCCUGCGCUCACCGUUUCCAUAAGAAGUGUGUGGAUCCGUGGCUCCUGCAGCACCACACCUGCCCACACUGCAGACACAACAUCAUUGAGCAAAAGAAAGGAAACCCAGGUCCUGUGUGCAUGGACCCAGGGAACCCAGUCCAUAGCCGGCAGCAGAGGGUGGUCCUCCCUGUGCAUUACCCAGGCAGGGUGCAUCGAGCCGGGCAAGUGACGGCAUACCCUACCCGUACCAGCAUGGACCCUCAUGGCAACCCAAUCACUGUACUAACAGUGGACCAACACCCGGACCAGACCCUUUACCCCUCACCGUCUUCUUUCAUCCGAGGCUACCCUGCCCUUCACUUGGACCACAGCCUGAACCCCCACCACUGCGGCCUGGACCACCGGGUUCCUCCUUACCCCCAGCCUCAUGCCUUUAAGCGCCCCAAGUUUCAUGGGCGUAACUUCUCUCGUGCCACUUGCUUCUCACAGUACGAGACCAUGUACCAGCACUACUACUUUCAGGGCUUGACCUUUCCGCAGCCGGAGGGUCAACCUGGUUGUGCCCCCCACAAGGGCCAAGGUCGACCCUUUCAGCCGGGACUUUUGUACCCAACUGUGGUGCACAUGGCGCCAGCGUCCUCGUCCCGUUUGGGGGACUCUGGGAGCACCUCGGGACUCAGCUGUUACCACGGCCACCGGUCAGUGUGUAGCGGCUACCUUGCAGACUGUCCCGGCAGUGACAGCAGCAGCAGUAGUUCGGGUCAGUGCCACUGUUCGUCUAGCGACUCCAUGUUGGACUGUACGGAAGUCAGCAACCAGGGUGUCUACGGGAGUUGCUCCACCUUCCGGAGUUCGCUAAGCAGCGACUACGACCCCUACGUCUACCGCAGCAAGAGUCCCUGCCGCGGGUCAGCUGGAGAGCCCGGCUCGGGAUUCCCGGUGACCUCGUCCGCAGAUGACAUUCUGGCUCCAGUUUCGGUGGGUACAGACUGCCUGCAGCCUCCCGUAGGUGCUUGCUACAGUUCCGGGGACCAGCUGUCCAACUGCAGCCUAGAACCGAACUGUAGCAGCCACUCUUCACUGGAAACCAGGGAAAUCACUAGCACUACCUCAGCCGGGCCCCUAGAGGGCUCAUCAGUGGAAACGAACCACUGUUCUAUGGAGCAUGGCGGGGAACAGGGGGCAGCAUGUAGCUGCUGUUUUGAGGUUCCUCCACUGAAUCUGGAACGUAAAGGACAGGAGGGAUGCUGCAGACGAGGUGCAGAAUCUCAAACCGUUUCCGGCGCUCCACCGCAGAACUUUUACAGCACUGGCGCUGACCGACUUUCGCCUGCUGAACACGCUAGCUACGACGGCCUGCCGUGCUGCUUCUACACGGAGAUGAAAGUGCACCACGGAAGUGUCGGCCGCUACGCCGAGGACUAUUCCGUUAACGUACAGUACGCCCAAACGGACAGCGAUGGCUGCUUGGGACAGGGCUGCUGCGAACUCGCCCAACGGAUACCCAUAAUUCCUGAGGACACAGACUGCGAAUUAGGCCUCGGUUCUGAUACUCAAACGAGCCUUCUCCCUCCCCGACUGACAGUGGAACAGGAGAACAGGACUUCUGGGGACACCAGCCAGGGGUUUUUCUCCUCAGGACAGAGUAGAGGUCAAACAUAUCAGCAGCAACAGCACGAGGAGGCCAUGGCCCUGUUCUCCUCUCAGUGCAGCGGCAUGUCUGAAACACAAGGGGGCAGCAAAGCUACACUUGAGGGUUCCCGGCUAUGAAGUAAACCCAGCUUUGCCUCUGCAGGCUGGCUUAACUCGUCAGCACUUGCCCGGCUCUCAGAACUUCGAGUGUACUUAUCAGAAAAAGGGUUGAAUUAUUAUUAUUAUUUUUUAUUUUUGGUUGAAGUGUGGUGUCAUAAUCUGGUUUAUUCCUUUCAUUCCUGUGGCCUUCAAAAGCUCCAACAACACAACUUCAAAAGCCACAUCAACAAACAUGCUGUAGCAGGCAGAGGCGUAAAAUACUGAAAACACGCUUUUAAUUCCACAAGUUCAUCGUUUUAAGAUCUGAGAAGCCGCCGUGAGAGUUCAGCACCGCUCACUCAGAUUCACAUGCUAGAUUCACGUUGCAGCUCAUUUUGUGCUCCUGAUCGUUUUAGUCAGAACUGUGUGUGUGUGUGUGUGUGUGUGUGUGUGUGUGUGUGUGAGAGCACCGUUCAGAGAAACAAACCAAAACAGAACGUGGACCUCUGAAGCCCCUCAUCAUUCCGUAGUUAGCGUCCUGCCUGUGUUACCAGCUCUGAGCCGUUUAUCUUUGCCGGAAAAAUCAGCACCAUUUUUUUAAAAUUGUUGCUGUGAACAAAAACUCGGUUCUUCUAAUGUUGUUCCCACCGUAAUAACUGCGUUCCCCCACGUUUAGCCUGGAGUUCCUCAGAUGUGCAAGUUCAGAGCUCAUCUGACUCUGCAAGAGGAACUCGUUCAUGUUUAGGCGUCUGUAGUUCAGACGGUUCUGUUCGCUGCAGAGCUGCAUUUACAGUGUUUCUGAAAAUGUUCAUUUUCCCUCAGAUAAACGGCUUUUUCAGCGUCACAGAUCAGGACUGAACAGACAGUACAAACUCCAGCAUGUUUAUCCUCUCUCUCUCUCUCUCUCUCUCUCUCUCUCUCUCUCUU
This is a messenger RNA of Colossoma macropomum (tambaqui), 4149 nucleotides long. It is a transcript of the gene znrf3, whose product is annotated as zinc and ring finger 3. Gene Ontology annotation, biological process: Wnt receptor catabolic process; ubiquitin-dependent protein catabolic process; negative regulation of canonical Wnt signaling pathway. Gene Ontology annotation, molecular function: ubiquitin protein ligase activity; frizzled binding. Lineage: Eukaryota; Metazoa; Chordata; Actinopteri; Characiformes; Serrasalmidae. The record is from RefSeq and is a predicted model, not a curated record. The coding region runs from base 889 to 3261 and encodes 790 amino acids. The transcript has 9 exons.